Molecule: messenger RNA, 2013 nt
Organism: Exophiala dermatitidis NIH/UT8656
Lineage: Eukaryota; Fungi; Ascomycota; Eurotiomycetes; Chaetothyriales; Herpotrichiellaceae
Exons: 2
Coding region: 1-2013 (670 amino acids)
Source: RefSeq, a predicted model, not a curated record
AUGCCUCCCAAACCCUCUAGUGACCGAGCGGCCAAGAAACCCUCUGGUCGAAUGAUUCAGCCGGCCUUGCCGAUCUUACCAGGACGUCCUGGCGCGAAAGCGAACAAAAAGCAGUCUAUCCCACCGCAAGAGACACCCAAGAUCGGUGAACGUUCCCCGGAGCACACUGUCGCAACCCACAACCCGGGCGCAAUUGAGAACGAUACCACUGGCGACACACCGCAACUCACCGGCGCUCCUGAGGAUGUCUCUCAUACUGAGAAGCCUUCUGCGUCUACCAGCUCACCUGCGAUCGCAUCUGAACCCGCCUCCCCUCCCCCACCUCCUCAAGCACCAACAUCUGUUCAAGGCGACGAAGUUGAUGUUGAUGAGAAACAAACUGCUGUAGCAGAUAACUCCGAGACAGUUGCCAAUACCAUGGUUGAGGUCAGCACACUGGCCGCUUUGGAGACGAGCAGCAGCCCAGCCAACAGUGAGCGUACACACGACCAGGCUGUGGCCCCUGAUAUGGCUCCCACCGAGUUCAAUGUCCCCGGUCCUCGUCGACACAGUUCGUCAUUUGGAAGUAGCAGCGUCACCAUGGGAGAAGACACUCGUCGUGUCUUAUCUGGCCCUGGUCCAGCAGUGGCCACGACACCUCCUGCCAGCAUGCCACCGUCUCAUGAAGUUGUCAACGGAAACCAGCCGUUCAUGACAACUCCCCCUGGUGGUUCAGCCGCAGCAGGUCCACAAGCCCAUACCGAGUAUGAGGCAGCGCAAGCAUCGCAAGCAUCUGUGUCGUCGGCAUCGCCGUUUGACCAGAGCGCCAAUGGCUUUCCUCCCCAAAUGGCCGCAUUCACACCGAGUCAACGAACUCCUGUUCCCGUUCCAAGACAGUUCAACCCUCUGGUUCCUCUCAUUGAUCACUUGAUCUCCAUUGCGGCGACCAAAGAGGGCUCUGACUGGGCUCUUCAAAUCAACUCACCCGAUGGACAACCAUUUGUUACAUUCGGUCAUUCUGUCAUUCUCAACCGCAGCCUGCGCCUGCGCAAACUGAUGGAUCGCCAAAAGUCCAACACUUAUGCUGUUCAUAUGAUCAACUUGUUCCCUGCCCGCCCGAUUGUGCCGCACGCAUUCGAGGCUGCGCUGCGAUUCCUCUACUCGGAUACCGUGCUGUCAGACAACUUCUUCGCCAACAUCCUACCGGGCCCGGACUAUCACGCCACGAGACUUCAAAAUCUGGACUACAUCUUGUCAUACUGGGUUUCUGGUAUCGAGCUUGGCCUCGAACCAGUUUCCGUGUGCGCGGAGAGACUCCUGGUCAGUGUCCUGAAAUGGGACAUACUCGAGGCCACUUACAAGCAUGCCAUCGAGCUAGCAAAUUCACCCAUGUCCCAGGUUGGCAAGAACAUGACAGGCACGGACUAUCUGAUCGCUAGCAACGCGGUAGUCCGCCUGGUCCUGUCGUACCUGGCCAAGAACAUCGACGUUGAAAAGUUCCAACUUGACCGCCACAGCCCUUCCAAUGUCUUCCCGCCGCGUCUGCCACCCCUGGACGAGGGUCGUCCAAGAUUCAAUCCCGCAUUGGCGUCCAUGGUCUUUGGAUCUAUGCCGUCGUCGUCGUCUUCGUUCGACUUCACUCCUUCUCCCGGACCCGACUCUGAGCCGAUGAACCAGGGCCGCAACCCGACCUUCGCAGACACCGUGGCCUCAAACAUACUGUUGAACGUCGAUUUCGAGAACCUCAACCUGUUCAACGAGCUCAUUCGUCAACGUGCCGGUGCAGCAGGCGUUCAGAUCAUGGCUGCCAUCGUGGAAGAGCGUGAGCAACGUCGUCUGAAAUGUUUCCAUGCGGAACACAUCGGAAACGCCGAGCGCAUGGCCCGGUCGACUCUCUGGGAACCCGUGGGACUGAAGGAGUCUCUGAACGGCAUUGUUCUUUCCCGCGAACACGUGGGCUUUCUGUUGCCUUCCAAUAAGCCACCGGGUUCAAGCUCCAUGCGUUCCGACAGUACUAGUACUGGUACUGCUUGA